Molecule: messenger RNA, 2895 nt
Organism: Dendronephthya gigantea
Lineage: Eukaryota; Metazoa; Cnidaria; Anthozoa; Malacalcyonacea; Nephtheidae
Product: inhibitor of nuclear factor kappa-B kinase subunit beta-like
Exons: 26
Coding region: 328-2619 (763 amino acids)
Biological process (GO): positive regulation of transcription by RNA polymerase II; peptidyl-serine phosphorylation; tumor necrosis factor-mediated signaling pathway
Cellular component (GO): IkappaB kinase complex; cytoplasm
Molecular function (GO): IkappaB kinase activity; ATP binding
Source: RefSeq, a predicted model, not a curated record
UUUACUUCCGUCAUAAAUUCCUGGUAUCAUAAAAGUUUCGGUCCAAACUUCCAAACAUUUUAACAUUAUAAGUGGCUAUUAUUAUGGCUAUUGGUUGAGUUUUUAACGUAUAUCAUGUUUGUUAGUUGAGCCAUUUGAAAUAUUUGUUCGUUGAAAUAUGGGAGUGAGGUGACGUUAAAUUGGUUAUUUGUUUUUGAUACACGCUCUCUUAUCAAUUACGGCAAGGACAAACUUCAAAAUUUAAACGACGCCAUGAUUUGGAAGAAUAAAUAUUUGUCAAGCUUAUUAGUUCAUAAGGUAUCAGAAAUAAGCUAUUAAAGUGCUUGUAUGGCAGAAAAACGUAAGGUUGGAGAUUGGAUUGAGAGUGGCUAUCUUGGUCAUGGGACAUUUGGCAUUGUCAAACUUUGGCAUAAUGAGAAAACGAAAGUGAAAAUUGCUCUGAAAACAUGCCAUAACGAUCCGCAAUUGAGCGAGAAAAGUCGCGAACGAUGGAGGCAAGAGGUGGAAUUUCUUAAGACAAUCAAACAUCCAAAUAUUAUCCAGACUCGGCCUUUACCGCCGGAGCUUGCAAAUGAACAGUGUGACGCGAAGUCUCUACCAGCUCUGUGCAUGGAAUAUUGCGAAGGAGGUGAUUUACGUAAGACGUUGAGUACUGCAGAAAAUUGUAAUGGUUUAAAAGAGUCGAUGGUUAUUAGAGUCUGUGAGGAUAUUGCAAAUGCAAUAGAAUGUCUUCAUAAGGAAAAGAUCGCUCACCGAGACAUUAAGCCAGAAAACAUUGUUAUAUGUCCAAACGGAAAUAGGAAUAUUUACAAACUGAUCGAUCUGGGCUAUGCGAAACAGGCUGAUCAGUCAGGAUCAUGUCAUUCCUUUGUUGGAACCCAUUUUUAUUUAGCACCAGAAAUCCUUACUGGUAAAACAUACACGUUAACGGUGGAUCUUUGGAGCUAUGGGAUAUUGCUGUACGAAUGUUGUACUGGGCUCCGGCCAUUUCCUGCGAAAUGCCAAGAAGUGAUUGAAAGUUUGGAAAAAAAAGACCAGGACAUUAUAGCUGCAACUCUUGAAGAGGAAAAUGGUAAAAUGAGUAUGUUGGUUUAUUGGGAUAAGCUUCCUGAAGUCAAUCGUUUAAACCGCGUUUUACAAAGAAAAUUUGAAGAGUUACUUCGCAUGUUGUUGGACGGCGACCCGACCAGGCGUGGUUCAUCUGAAACUGGAAAUGGAACAAGGUCGUGGAAGAAUUGUAUCGAAGAAAUUAAGAAUACUCAGGUUAUCGAGGUUUUCUGCAUCGAAUUGUAUAAACAGUUUGUUUAUGAACUUACUUCGGAUUUAAGUGUUCAUGAUCUGAAACUUCUUCUUGCAAAGGACACAAAGAUUCCAGUAGAGAAUCAGGAGCUUUUUAUUCAUGAUGGAAGUGAUCUCUCUGAAGUAACUCUGUUGUCUUCCAGCUCGAAUAUGACAGCAUUCGUGUUCAACAAAGCAUUUGACCCACGGCUAGAAAUGGGAUGCAAAAAUGAACUUCCUAGCAGCUUGUGUAAAAUGCUUGAAGAUCCAGAAGGAUUUACAAAACGAUCAAUGAGAUGGCACCUCGACGUCUACAAGCACAGCGUCUUUUUCAUCAAUAAACAAUUGGCAAGCAAUAAAUGCAUCACACGAGGUGUGAAAGCGUUGGUAAUUCGUCUGCUAAAGUGGUCCCGAAAAGAGUUCACUGUACGAAGUGAUGUCGUUAGUCGGGAAGUUACUUUACUCGAAUCUGCUGUUUCUUUCUUUACGAAAAGUCUGAAGACAGAUUUGAAAAAUUACUGCGGCGAACAUUCGAGAUCAACUAACGGAAUCUCUAAGGAUCUACCAAAUUUUGAAGACUGGAGACAAAUGGAAAAAGGAAUGGAUAUACAUAAUUUAUCGAGGGAGGCCAGUGAUGUUUUCAGAAAGAAAGCUGAACUUCAAAAUAGGAUAGCAACAAUAAAAAACAAUGAGCGGGUCAGUAAGACUCCAGAACGAUCAAUGAUAUAUUUGAAUCAACGGGCUAAAGAAAUUCAGAAAAAAUAUGAAAGUGUGAAAGCCAGAAUGAGCCCUAAAAGGCAAGAAGUUAAAAGCUCUUCCUUGAAAGAUGAAAUCAAAUUAGUGCCGGACACUAUAGAAAUGAUUCAAACAGAAGUAAAAAAAAUUAAUGGAGAAUUUUAUCGAUUUAUAAGAGAAUUGUUUAAGUUAAGACACGAAUUAGAAAUAUUUAUCCCAGCCUUGAAUUUUUUGGAAAAGAAAGUUUUUGAACUUCGAGGGAAUCUUCAAGAAUUUCCUUUUUUUCCCCAGUGGCAACUGACAAGACAGGAACAGAUUUGGCAAUUGUUUUCUCGGAGUAAGGAUGCGGGAAACGUUACUCAAGAUCAAGGAACUCAGCAAAGACCUUUUGUCAAACCAAAGAGAAGAUCACCAGGAAUUGAAAUUGUUAAACAGAGUCAAGAAAUUCUAUUAAGACUUAAAGAUAAUUUGAAUGAUGUUCGACAUAAGCAAGAAAUAUUUAAGAAUCAAAUCGAGGAACUUGACUGGUCAUUCUGUAAUGUCAGUGAUUCGGAAGAUACCGUCAAAAGUACUGAAGAUCCGCGCUUUCUAACAGACAAAAAAUAAAACAUCUUUUCACUUCAUUUUAACUGUAAUUAGUUGAUACAGCAUUUGCCCUUCAUCAAAGGAAAAAGGGUGAUGAAUAACGUGUUUUGUAUAUUUAAUAGCGCGUCCCUAAUUUCAAUGACAACAAUCAAAUGUCAUUUGUGCAUAAUGGAAGUUCAAUAAAACACUUCUGUAAUUUAUACCAUAUUUUGAAGUUCAAACUUCAAAUGUGCGAUUGAAAGAACAAUAGCAUGUAAUGAACAAUCGUUAGUGCCAGGCAAAGAACAAUAAAAAAAA